Molecule: messenger RNA, 3707 nt
Organism: Columba livia (rock pigeon)
Lineage: Eukaryota; Metazoa; Chordata; Aves; Columbiformes; Columbidae
Gene: RGS16
Product: regulator of G protein signaling 16
Exons: 6
Coding region: 626-1387 (253 amino acids)
Source: RefSeq, a predicted model, not a curated record
GAUGAAGAUGAUGCCCUGGGAGUGCAAACCCUUCCUCAGGCUUUGCGUCUGCCUCUGGGAUGCUGCAAAACAGCCUGACUCUGCUGGGGACUGGCACCCCCUGCUUAUGUCACCUGGGGAAAAGCGUCUUGCCAUGAUGCCAACCUGUGCAGCGCCGGGAGGACUGGAAGCCCUUGGGCAGCAGGACAGAGCUGACGAAUUGCCGUGUAUGACGGUGCCUGUCUUGUCCUUCUCUCCGCAUCUGCCUACCCCCCCGCCGGCAGUUACUCAGCAAGCUCCACACGUCGGUGGAAAUGAGCCUGUUUUUUCCUGUUAUCGAGGAAGCACUUCUGACUGUGAUGCUCAAGGACAAGCCUCAGCCUCCCACUCCCCCACCAUCCAUUAACAGCAAAAAAAAAAGAAAUCCUACCUAAGCUGUUAUCUUUGCUGGGUGCUGCCAGAGAGCAGCUUUUGGUUGGCUGCAGGCUGGAGCGAUGUUGGGUCUCCCCUCCCAGCUCUCCCGCCUCCCACCCGAUAUAAAGCACAUCUCCUCGCUGCUGUUCCAGCCGGCAGCACCCGAUCAAGUCACAGGUGGUGCUGCUGCCGCUUGUUGCACAUCCCUGCCACCACUGUAAGGACCUGACUGAUGAGCUGCUGGAUGCCUGGGUGCCCAGCUCUCAGCAUGUGCCGGGGGUUAGCCAUGCUUCCCAUCACUUGCCUGGAAAGAGCCAAGGAUCUGAAGACCCGCUUAGGGAUGCUGCUUCAUAAAUCAGAGCUGGGACACAGGAUUGGGACCUCCAGCAAGUUGCAGCUGUGCUCCAGGCGGAGAGGAGGCUGCGCUGGGAUUGUACCAGCAGAAAAGGGCUCUUCUGAGUAUCGUCUAGAGAAGCCACCAGGCCAAAGCUGCACUAUGGAGCUGAGGUCUGGUGAGACGUCGGGGAAGGUAAAAGAAAGGGAGAAAGGAAAGAGAGCCCACAGAGACUCCUCACAAGAGGUACUUGAAUGGAGGGAGUCCUUUGACCAGCUCCUGAAGAGUAAAAACGGGGUGACAGCUUUCCACACCUUCCUGAAGACAGAGUUCAGUGAGGAGAACCUCGACUUUUGGCUGGCGUGUGAGGACUUCAAAAAGACCCGCUCGAAAACCAAGCUGGCCUCCAAGGCCAACAGGAUCUUCGAGGAGUUUGUACAAAAUGAGGCACCCAGGGAGGUGAAUAUUGACCAUGAAACCAGGGAGAUCACCCGGAAGAAUCUCUCAGGUGCCACGUCUGCUUGCUUCAAUGAAGCCCAGGCCAAGACCCGCACCUUGAUGGAGAAGGACUCCUACCCCCGGUUCCUCAAGUCCGCCUCCUACCAGGACAUGACCAAGCAGGCCACCAGCCGUGGCAUCAGCAAGCUGCCGCAUACCUGACCCGAGCCCGAACCUACUGCGGGGGGACGAGCCGGGGGACCAGGCAGAGGCUGAGAGACGGUUUGCGAGGGCUGAGUUCCACGCAGCGGGAUUUUGGCUGAAGUCCUGGCAUUUCAGCAGGAUCCCCAAGACCUCAAGUGCUUCCCGCUUCCCACCGAGCUGCUGGAAAGAGAGGUCCUCCCUCCCCGAGGAGCAGAGCAGGUGGGAACCCAACGCCAUCCCUUGCAGUGUGGCUGGAGAUCUGGGCCACCACAUGGACAGAAAGAAAUUGGAUUUGAGUUGCAAGCCCAGGAAAAAGAGACCAGAUUCCCCUGAGCAUCCGUAACCAGAGAGCUCCCGCCUGCUCUCAGGAUCUGCCUCUGACCUGCAGCAUCAGCCGCCGGCUGCAGAGCCGGCAAUUCCCGCAGUGUCUGGGAUGAUCGCAGGGCUUUUCCUAUGAGAGAACAUCCAGAUUGAAAGUCCAAAGACUACAUGGCAUUGUCAGCCAGAGAGAUCCCACACCUGCCUUCUCCUGAUCCCAAGAUCAUUCUGCUGCUGUUUCCUACACAUGCUCUGCAGCAAAGCUUUGCACCUUCUUCCAGUACAGCCUAUUACUUGCAGUGACAUUUUUAUCCCUCGCUUAAGCUACAUGACCUUUAGAUUGCAUGUAAUCUUAGGUCACGUGCAUAAUUUUUUAUUACUAUUAUUGUUAUUUAUUUUCUCAUUAUUAUUAUAUAUAUGUAUUUAUUAGAAGAGCACUGCUGAAAGCAUGCACACAUCCCUUGCUCCAAGGAGCUUGUAAAUUAGAUUAUUUUAGAUAUUAUAGCACUUAGCAUGCCUCCCACCUUUUCUGUAUAAAAGCUUGAGAUGACCAGACUAUAUAUAUCUAUAUAGAUAUAUAUCUAUGAUAUAUAGGUAUCUAUAGAUAUAGAUAUAGAUAUCUAUGUAUCUAUGACAAGGCUAUGGAGCAAGGUCCAUAAAUAGCAGCAGCGAGAGCUGUGGUCCCAGCAAGGCUGCUGGAGGGGUCUAAUGUGGUGGGUUUCCCACCAGCUGGGAGCAUCAUUGAUGGCAGUAAAAGGAUGCUUUGCCAUCCGUGCUGUUUCCUUUCUUCUUUACAUACAGCUUUUUGGACGGUAUCUUGGUAGGUAGACUCGCCCUUCGUUCUGGACAGAGAAUAGCGAUGCAAAACAUGCACUUUGGUGAGCAAUCCUUUGAAAACUUAUUUAUUUUUACAAGUGGGAGAGGAAACCUGGGGUUUUCCCCUGAUCUGAAAUUAGGCUUGGUGUUCCCUUGGCCGGUGAAACGAGUCCGCAGCCACAGACUUUAGCAGAAACCCAGGUAGCUGAGCAGAAAAGCGAUGCGGGCUGUGAAUUCAGCAUCCUGGGGGCCAGUUUGAGGACUUUGUUCUGAGUCCUGUUCCGCUUUCCCCAUCUCGGCUCUGCCUCUGAGCCUCGGUGGGUCCCGGCUGCGUUUACAGGGAGAUUUUUAGCUGCUUUCUUAUUUAUUAUUUAUUUUUACAACUGGAACCACCUUUGUUGUUUUACUGAAGUGAAUGAUGCACAAUGGUCCAUUCUCAUUGCUAACAUAAUAUUGUCGUCAUAAAAUAAAAUGUACAGAGGAAAAUACUGUGACAACAUGUCUGUUUUCGUUCUGAGUUUUCAAUUAAUUUUUAUCUUCUAAUUUUGAACGACUUGCAAAGCAUAGUCACAUCAAGCUACUUGUGUUGAAUGGCUCGAGGGGCGUUUAUAGUCACUUUGAAAAUGCCAAGUCAGGAACAGGAAAGGAAGGGAAAUUUUUGUGAAGACUAAAGCUGCUUUGUGGUACUUGGCUUAUUGAAGAGAGCUAACAGGUCAUAGUAAGAAUGAAAGCAGAAGUUUAGUUUGGAAUUUAUUAAUUGCCAGGGUGUUUGGUGGUGUUUGUAUUGCUCGCCAUUUUCUGAGCACUUUACACAACUGCAGUUCCCAACACCUAUUUAAUGUCAGUAAGACAUCACAUCUUAAAAGCAUGGGAAGGAUUCAUGUUAGGCUGCUGUUUGCAAAAACUGCUUUUGUGUCACUGUCAUAUACAAUAUUUUAUUUUUACCUGUAACUCAGCUGAUUAUUGAAUUCAUUUACAAGGGGGGAAAAUACCUGGUAUUAGAGGGGUUAUUGGUAAACAUCCCACUUUUGUUGCAGUGUUUGCUGUCCCUGUGGUCUGAACAGUCCUGUGUCCCUGCUUUGGGAUGGCAGGGUGGAGGAUGUGCUCCUCCGGGGCCCACAGGGUGCUGUGGGGAGGGGAGCAGCCACAUGUGGCUCAGAGAUGUUCACGCUCCAAAUAAAACCCAAACUAAACAUGUUUUUAA